Bombina bombina (fire-bellied toad) is the source of this 3833-nucleotide messenger RNA. Its product is annotated as zinc finger protein 420-like. Gene Ontology annotation, molecular function: DNA-binding transcription repressor activity, RNA polymerase II-specific. The transcript is spliced from 4 exons. The coding region runs from base 73 to 2739 and encodes 888 amino acids. Lineage: Eukaryota; Metazoa; Chordata; Amphibia; Anura; Bombinatoridae. The record is from RefSeq and is a predicted model, not a curated record. Gene Ontology annotation, biological process: negative regulation of transcription by RNA polymerase II.
UGAAAAACCUCACCAUUUUGUCUCUUUUUAGGUUUGUGCUGUAUGUGAAUAAAUUCACCUGCAAUUAAGAAGAUGGCUGAAAAGAUCAUUAAUCAGACCUCAGCGGCAGAUGUGCUGACUGGCGCAGAACAAGUUGAGUUUGAGGAUGUGGCCGUUUACUUUUCGGAGGAGGAGUGGGAAUAUUUACAGGAGGGUCAGAAGGAGCUUUAUAAGGAUGUGAUGAUGGAGAAUUACCAGACGCUCCACUCGCUAGGUUGUGUCAACAAAAAGCCAUCAGUUAUCAUGAAGCUUGAGCAAGGGGAGGAGCCGUGUGUACAAAGGCGCCAGAGAUGUACGGAGGAAUUGCAUAUAAAUACCGGCAACGAUGAGUCAAGAAUCAUAAAUGUUUCUGGACAACACAAUAUUUCCCGUAGAUUGGAGAAGACUGGACAAAACACAACUCCCAAAGAAUCAAUACAACAAACCAGAAAAGUUCUACGUAUAAUAAUUGCGAGAAUUACUGCUGAGGAAAUAAACCAGUAUAAAGAAUUAAGACUUGUGAAUUCAUGCGUAGCUACACUUAAUGAUAAUACACAUAAGGAGUGUGCUUCUGAAAUUAAGAAUCUUAGUAUAAAAAUGUCUAAAGACCAAAAAUGUAACAAUGUUGUAGAAAAAGCUAAUGAGAAUAAACGUGAAAAUGCAUGCUCCUUGCCAUCGCGUAAACCUAAACUAAAGUUGCAAACAAAGAAACGUUUUGUAUGUUCGGAAUGUGAUAGAAGAUUUAAUUCUAAAGCGCAUCUUACUGCACACCUGAGAACGCACACAGGCGCAAAACCGUUCUCAUGUUCUGAAUGCGGAAAGUGUUUUAGCCAGCUAGCAAAUCUUAAUAAACACAUAAAAAUUCAUACUGGAGAAAAGCCAUUUAUGUGUCCUGACUGUGGGAAAUGUUUUAUUAGCAAAGCUGAACUUGUCCAUCACCAAAGAACACACACAAAAGAGAAACAAUUUUCAUGUUCUGAAUGUGAAAAACAGUUUCAUAGUAGUGCAGAUCUUGCCAGUCAUCAAAAACUGCACACAGGAGAAAUAUCCUUUCGUUGCUCACAUUGUGAAAAAUCUUUUACUACAAAAGCCUAUCUUAUUAGACAUCAGAAAAUGCAUACAGGUGAUAGACCAUUUGAAUGUAAAGAAUGUGGGAAAAGAUUUAUAGCCAUGAAAGAACUUACCUCACAUAUUAAAAUCCAUUCCGGAGAAAAAGCAUUUUUGUGUCCUGAAUGUGGGAAGUCUUUUUUCUUUCGCUCAAAUCUUGUAAAACACACAAAAAUUCAUAUAGGUCAUAAACAAUUUAAAUGUUCUGAAUGUGGAAAAUGUUUCAUUCAUAAAGCUGCUCUUAUUAUUCACAAGAGAAUUCACACAGGAGAGAAACCAUAUGCAUGUUCUCAGUGUGAAAAGAAGUUUCCCACAAGCCAUCAACUUCUUAACCAUGAGAGAACUCAUAAAAGUAUCAAACCAUUUGAAUGCUCUUCUUGUGGAAAACGUUUUCUAUUAAAUGCGCAACUCAGGGUACAUCAGAGAAUUCAUACUGGUGAUAAACCUUACAAAUGUACGGAAUGUGAGAAAUGCUUUCAUACUAAAGCAAUUCUGAUAAAUCACCAGAAAGUUCAUACAGGAGAGAGACCAUAUAAGUGUUCUCAUUGUAGUAGAUGUUUUAGAAGCAUCACAGAUCAGCGAAGACAUGAAAUGGGUCAUACAGGAUAUAAGCCAUUUGCAUGUUCUGAAUGUGGGAAAACCUUUGUCAGGAAUUCAAAACUUGUUGAUCACCAGAGAACACAUACAGGUGAGAAACCGUAUUCAUGUACAGAGUGUGAAAAGGCUUUUUCAAGCAAACCAGGUCUAGUUUCUCACCAGAAACUUCACACAGGAGAAAAAAUAUAUUCGUGCUCUGAUUGUGAAAAGUGUUUUACAACUAAUCAACUACUUCAACAGCAUCAGAGAACUCAUACUGGAGAAAAACCACACAAAUGUUCUGACUGUGGAAAAUGCUUUUCUAAUAAGGGACACCUUGUGCGACAUCAAAACAUUCACAAGGGAGAGAAAUCCUUACCAUGUCCUGAUUGUGGUAAAAGCUUUAGCAGCAACGCGUAUCUUGUUAUACAUCAGCGACAACACACGGGAGAAAAGCCAUUUGCGUGUCCUGAAUGUGACAAAUGUUUUACCAACAGCACAUAUCUUAAUGUGCAUCUGAGAAAGCAUACAGGAGAGAGACCAUUUAAGUGCACUGUGUGUGGGAAACGGUUUACCAGUGGCGCUGUUCUUGGUAAACAUCAGAGAAUGCACACAGCAGAGAGAUCAUUUGUAUGCCCUGAAUGUGGUAAAGGUUUUACCAAGAAAGUCUAUCUGGCUACACAUCUAGCAAUACACACAGGUUACAAACCAUUUGCAUGUUCUGAAUGUGGAAAAGGUUUUGUUAAUAAUUCACAGCUUGUUGUUCAUGAGCGCAACCACACUGGCAUCAAACCUUUCCCAUGCACCAUAUGUGAAAAAGCAUUUACAAGUAAGCGUCUUCUUGCUCGGCAUCAAGUAAGUCACCUGGAAACAAAACAAUUUGAAUGCUCUAAAUGUGACCAACGCUUUGCUACUAAAACUUAUCUUAAUAAACAUAUGGAAAUUCAUACUGAAGAAAAGCGAUUUGAAUGUCUUGAGUGCGGUAAACGUUUUAGAAGACGUGCGCAUCUUUAUAGCCAUCAAAAAGUACAUGAAUAAUAAAAACUAAUGACAUGAUUUGAUGGUGGUUGAUGUACAAUUUUUUUGUUUUUGUUAAACAUCUUAAAUGGAUAUGAAACACUGCUCCUGUAAAACAUUUUUUAUAGUAAAUCAAAGAAAACAUAAAUAGAAACAGAUUGUGUUAACAGCAAACAAUGUACUUGUUUUCUUGCAAAACGAGCAAAUUCUCAGUAUAACCACUGCUUAUAGUAACUUAAAGAGAUACUAAACCCAAAAAAAUGUCUUUCAUUAUUCAGAUAGAGCAUGCAAUUUUAAGCAACUUUCUAAUUUACUUCUAUUAAUUUUUCUUUGUUCUCUUGCUAUCUUUAUUUGAAAAAGCAGGAAUGCAAGCUUAAGAGCCACCCCAUUUUUUUGUUCAGCACCUGGGUAUCGCUUGCUGAUUGGUUGUUAAAUGUAGCCACCAAUAAACAGUGCUACCCAGGUGCUGAACCAAAAAUGGACUGGCUCCUAAUCUUACAUUACAUCUUUUUAUUAAAUAAAGAUAUCAAGAGAAAGUUGCUUAAAGUUGCAUGGUCUACUCUAUCUGAAUCACAAAAAAAAAUAAAAUAGGUUUAAUAUCCCUUUAAGGUAGCAGUCAUGCUCAGAAAUUAAGUUGCAUUCUGUCUGUUCUGAGCAUGGGCAAAAAACCUGACUUCCUGUUUCUCUAGCGUUCACUGAACAAUAAGCAAGCUCAUGUUGCUCUAAAAGAUUUAUGACAUUAAGUUAUACAUGCCUUCCUAUAGAGACCCUUAGCCCCCUUGUGGGGCUUUGACAGGAAAUAAUGGACCUUUUUAAAAUGAUUCAAAUUACAAUGAUUUAUUUUAAGUACAACAAUGAAACAAACUGUGGUUACAUCCCUUUAAGUGCCUUAUACAAUGCAUUUUUUUAUUAGGUUAGACAUUAUUUUACUCUGCUUUAUUACUGUAUCUAGCUACUAUUGUGUAAUAAAAUUAUGCAUUGAUAAAUUGUUAAUGUUUUUUAAGAAGUAUUUGAGCACAUGAGUUUGUUUUGGACUAAAUAUGAUAACCAGAUCUUUACAUACUUUUGCCGAGCUGACAAUCUUCUUUAUUUACAAUAAAGUUUAUCAUUAAUUA